GAUAAGAAAGCUGCAUUUGCAACAACGAGAUGAUGCGACGCGUGUAUCUUGUAAUCAAAACCAAAAUCAGAACGAAAAUCAAACUCAAAACCAAAAAAAAAGGCAAUUUCUUGGCAGGCAUUAUUCCCCUUCGUCAUCUGAUCCAAUCUUAUUUAUAAAUUCCGACCCUUUGAGCUAUACUUGUUUCUUUUUCCUAUUUUUUAGAUCUGGAUUCUUGUUGUGAUCUCAUCUUUCCACCAUGUCUAUGCUCGAUUCCUUUUUCAACAAAGGCUUUAAAGCUGCUAAAUGCAAAACUUUACUAAAGUUAACAAUUCCGCGUAUAAAGUUGUUGAGGAAUAGGAGAGAGAUUCAGAUAAAGCAGAUGCGCCGCGACAUUGCCAAGCUUCUUGAGACUGGCCAAGAAGCUACUGCUCGAAUUCGGGUGGAGCAUAUAAUAAGGGAAGAGAACGUGAUGGCUGCUCAGGAGAUCCUUGAGCUGUUUUGUGAGCUCAUUGCCGUUCGUCUUCCAAUCAUCGAAACUCAAAGGGAAUGUCCUCUAGAUUUGAAAGAAGCAAUAUCUAGUGUUUGUUUCGCUGCACCAAGAUGUGCCGAUCUACAGGAGUUGCUGCAGGUUCAAAUGCUAUUUGUUUCCAAGUAUGGGAAGGAAUUUGUAUCAGCUGCAACUGAGCUGAGGCCAGAUUGUGGUGUUAAUCGUCAGUUGAUAGAAUUGUUAUCUGUACGUGCUCCUUCACCUGAAACAAAAUUGAAGCUUCUUAAAGAAAUUGCUGAAGAGCCCGAGUUGGAAUGGGAUCCAGCUUCCACUGAGACUGAGUUUUUCAAACCGCAUGAAGAUUUAUUAAAUGGCCCAACACAGUUUGUCAGUGGGUCUAAGUUGCCCCUUCCUGCUGAAAAACAUGAUGAAACAUUGAAUUCUGCCGGUGGUCAUAUCCAAAAUGAGCAGCCUGAUUCUGAUACAGACUUUGACCCUUUAGAUUUUCCUGAAGUUCCUAAGGUGUCAUUGUGGUCAAGUGCAAAUGCUGCGUCAGCACCAGUAAUUAGUCCACCUUCACCAGCUACUCCAGACCCUGAAACUGAGCGUGGAUCAUCUAGACAUUCUGGAGCUUCUGGAUAUGUGUUGCCAAUGUCACCUUUGGAACCCAAUACAUUGAUGCAAGAAGAUUUAGUCACUAAAGAAAAUGAAACACCAAAUGAUCCGGCUGGAGCCAAAGAAAAUAAACAGUUUCUCCCAUUCAUUUCUCCUCCAUCAGUAUCUUCUGCAUCAAUUUCUGCAAGACCAAGUGAUUCACCACCUGCUAUUUGGCGAACAAAAAGUGAGGCCAACGUAGACCUACAGGAUGUUUUAGCUGCAGCUCAGGCAGCUGCUGAAACUGCUGAGCGAGCAGCAGCUGCAGCUCGCUCGGCAGCUAGUCUUGCACAGGUCAGAAUUGCUGAACUUACGCAGAAAAAGAAUGACCAGGUCACUGUGAAUAGCAGCUCCGAGAACCCAUUUCAUACAGAUAUUCCUCAUCAACCCGCUAGUACAGAAAAGCCAAAUUUUGAUCAUCAAAGCUCUUCUAGUGAUCUUGAUGAUGUUUUAUACUCUCCGGACUCCCAUCAGGUACAUCAGGAACAGGAGCACCAAGGAUCAGAGGUAGCAGAUCUUCCUUCAGUCAACAUACUAAAAGUGGGUUUUGAUUCACCGGUUUCGAGUGACCAUGCUCUUGAGCAAGACCACCUUCAACACGAGCCGCAAAGAUUGACUUCAAUGGAUGAUGAAUACUUCUCUUAUCCAAACCUUUUUUCCAGCCAGAAUUCAAUCCUUGGAUCUGAUGGUUCUUUUAAAUAUAAUUCCCAUACUCAUAGUCAUUAUUAAGGCUAUCUUGCAUUUUGUUUGUCUUUAGGUUUUGCCUUGAGUGGAUUUGAACUCUUAACAGUUUUACCAUAUGUUGUUAAAUCUGUAUUUUAUUUUUUGAGUAUUGAGGUUAUUAAAUUUUCCUGAUUGUAAGUUUUACAUCAUGGCUAUCCUACUACUCAAGAACGUGGAAUAUAAAGAAUUUUAAGCUGCUCUUUUAAGUGGUAAUCAGUAGCUU
Durio zibethinus is the source of this 2069-nucleotide messenger RNA. RefSeq lists its product as uncharacterized. NCBI's taxonomy places the organism in Eukaryota, Viridiplantae, Streptophyta, Magnoliopsida, Malvales, Malvaceae. Gene Ontology annotation, biological process: protein transport. The record is from RefSeq and is a predicted model, not a curated record.